CCGACUCAGAAGCCGGUGGUGCGGUCACCUAGAACCUUCAGUUCCCGUCCGGGUCGGCCGCGCCUGGGGCGGCGAAGCUCCCUGGGCUAGGCCCGCGCGGCCUGAGGGCGGCGCCCUCCCUCGCAACAUGGCCCGAAAUGCGGAAAAGGCCAUGACGGCCUUAGCAAGAUUUCGCCAAGCUCAGCUGGAAGAGGGAAAAGUAAAGGAGCGAAGACCCUUCCUUGCCUCGGAGUGUACUGAGCUGCCCAAAGCCGAGAAGUGGAGACGCCAGAUCAUUGGAGAGAUCUCAAAAAAAGUGGCUCAAAUUCAGAAUGCUGGUCUAGGUGAAUUCCGAAUUCGUGACCUGAAUGAUGAAAUUAACAAGCUGCUAAGAGAGAAGGGACACUGGGAGGCCCGGAUCAAGGAGCUGGGUGGUCCUGACUAUGGGAAAGUUGGCCCUAAAAUGCUGGAUCACGAAGGGAAAGAAGUCCCAGGAAAUCGAGGUUACAAGUACUUUGGAGCAGCGAGAGACCUGCCUGGCGUCAGAGAGCUGUUCGAGCGAGAACCUCUUCCUCCUCCAAGAAAGACACGCGCUGAGCUCAUGAAGGCGAUCGAUUUUGAAUACUACGGUUACCUAGAUGAAGACGAUGGUGUUAUUGUGCCUUUGGAACAGGAAUAUGAAAAGAAACUUAGAGCCGAGUUAGUGGACAAGUGGAAAGCAGAGAGAGAGGCCCGGCUGGCAAGAGGGGAGGAGGAGGAGGAGGAGGAAGAGGAGGCCGACAUCUACGCCGUUGCCGACCAGGAGUCUGAUGAGGAGGGCGGCCAGGAGAAAGGAGGGGAGGACGGGCAGCAGAAGUUCAUCGCUCACGUCCCGGUGCCGUCGCAGCAAGAGAUCGAGGAGGCGCUCGUGCGGAGGAAGAAGAUGGAGCUCCUGCAGAAGUACACCAGCGAGACGCUGCAGGCCCAGAGCGAGGAGGCCAGGCGGCUCCUGGGCUACUAGGCCGAGCGGGCCGCCGCC
Molecule: messenger RNA, 997 nt
Organism: Lipotes vexillifer (Yangtze River dolphin)
Lineage: Eukaryota; Metazoa; Chordata; Mammalia; Artiodactyla; Lipotidae
Gene: ISY1
Product: ISY1 spliceosome associated protein
Exons: 11
Coding region: 128-979 (283 amino acids)
Biological process (GO): generation of catalytic spliceosome for second transesterification step
Source: RefSeq, a predicted model, not a curated record